UAAGAGGACGCGGCGCAGGAGGGAGCUGCGUAAAAGGGACGCCGCGUACGUAGGACGCUGAGUAUGAGAGACGCGUAGUGAACAUUCCUACAUAUCAUACGCGUAGGAGAGAGUUGCGUCUGGUCGAGUCAUUCAUUGUUCGGUGAUACUCGUGGCCGGCGCUUCAUUCAUGCGGUGAAUGGCGGCGAUUGUGCAGGAUGAAAGCCAUGCGGUCGACGGCAGGGAAACGCGGAGAUUUGUCCCAGCUCAUUUUAGGCCUCCGUUUAUCGGACCUAUAUAAGUCAUGGGUAAUUUUUACUCACUCAUUUCAUCCAACGGGUUCCCAGGACGCGAUUGUCUCGGCCCACAAACUCUAGUCUGGCUUUCUGAUUCAAAAAUAAACUCCAUCUCCACACGAGAACACAAGUUGUGUACGCACGAAGACCACAAAGUUGCACCACACGAGCGUACGGAGCAAGCAAGUGUUAUAGCGUCUGUGUGCCGCAAUCGAGAAUUAGUUCAGCAAUAUUAUUAAUGUAAAAUCGACUUUAUGAAGCUGUUACUAGUAAAAGUCUAGUUAGAAUAGGCUAAAGUUGUAUCAACAAAUGUUUUCUUGAUUCAACGCGACCCAACAACAGGUAUUUUUGGUGAACAAAACUUUGCCAGAGCCAAAUUUGGAGAUCAGGCUCCAGCGCCGAGAUGUUGCCGUUUGUCGCGGCUGCCGUGAUGGCAGUUUGUUGUCAGGUGCCUGCGACACAAGCACAGCGUUUGUCGUCAAACGGCCUGCGAACAAACAUCUCUCUGCCCAAAACUUCAUCCAUGUUAUACCAAACAGACAGUCUGUUUACAAACAGUCUGCAUGAGGACGAUCUGUCACCACACGACUGGAUAGCAGACAGUCUGCAUGAGGAAGGUCUAUCACCACACGAUUGGACAGCAGACAGUCCCGGAAGACAGGGUCCUGGGACAUCCCUGCAACCCGUCGUCCCCAGUCUGUCAAAGAACAGUUCCGACACGUCCCCGCGACCCGUGGCCCCGUACCAGGACCCCGAGUGGUUACGGGAGGAGCCGUGGAGCGGCGGGGCGGCCAAGUACAGACGGCGCCGCUUCCUCAUCUUUCCAUCGGGCUCCACCCUCACCGUGACGCUGCUCUUCGGUCUGCCCGUACGGGGUAUCGGAUCGAGCAGCUCGCUGACGCUGCAACACGACCUCGUCUUCAACCUGCCCACCUCCGUCCCCAACUUCAACCUCUUCCUCGGCCGCAACUCCCACGGCUGGCACGACAGGAUCGAUUUCUUCGAAAAAUUCGAAACUUUUCUGGACGG
This is a messenger RNA of Hyalella azteca, 1304 nucleotides long. RefSeq lists its product as uncharacterized. The record is from RefSeq and is a predicted model, not a curated record. Lineage: Eukaryota; Metazoa; Arthropoda; Malacostraca; Amphipoda; Hyalellidae.